Aegilops tauschii subsp. strangulata is the source of this 2339-nucleotide messenger RNA. RefSeq lists its product as uncharacterized. NCBI's taxonomy places the organism in Eukaryota, Viridiplantae, Streptophyta, Magnoliopsida, Poales, Poaceae. The record is from RefSeq and is a predicted model, not a curated record.
CGCCCACCCCGGCAUUUUUUUCGUCAGAUUCAAUCGACUCUCCUAUCCCACGACUGCGGCGAUCAGGGCCGGCAGUAUGGGGGUGGCCGCCCGCUGGCCGAGCUCGGAUCCACCACACGACCAUCCCCGCGCGAGCACUCCGCUCUAUCCCCACUGAUUGCAGCGACCAGCGAUGACGGAUUGGAGGAGGCCACCCGACCGGCCGAGCUCUGCAUCAACCAGCGACAGCGGAUUGGAGGAGGCCGCCCCACCCGGCUCUCUUUCCCCACCGAUUGCAGCGACCGGCGCCGGCUGACGAUAAUUUUCUCAUCCCGCCCUCCUCAUCCCGCAAGCUCUAGACAGAAGGGAUCACCAUUGAAGGGAUUUGGGGGAGAAAAGCACACGCGGUCGUGAGAUUUAUUUACAUCUCUGAAUACAACGACCAUGUGGCAAAUCCAGUAGCACUGUAAGAUUUACUCGGUCUUUAUUCAGUUGUCGUGAGAUUUCCUGUAGUUCAAGGAUCAUGUGGCUUCUCUGUUUGUGGUUCUGCUACCCCAUAAAUAGUCCUUACCUAGGAUCGUUAGAACUGAAUGUGUGCACUUGUUCUUGAUACAAUAUAUUACCAUAUGGAGUUCACGUUGUAUGUUCUUUAUUUUGAAUUCUGGAUAAAGACUAAGUCUGCACUUGUUCUUGUUCAAAACUGAAUAAAGACUGAGUCUGCACUUGUGCGAAACUGAAUAAAGGCCGAGUCUGCACUUGUUCUUGUUUAACUGAAUUCUGGAUGCUCCAUAUUUCCAAGUAUGUUAUUUAUUUCGAUCUGUUCUGCAACCCUCCAAAGCAUCGUACAGUAAUGUCUUUGCCAUCAUAAAUUAGACAAGCAUCAAUUCCAAGUUAGCAGAACUGCUUGUUUAAAACUGUUUUACACAAACUAGCAUUUUUUUGUCUACUAGCAAUGAAAGCCAAGUUUCAAGAGACAAGUUUAACUAGAUUUCAGUCAUCUACUAUUGAUAAUGUAGGCUGGUACAAGGUUCUCCAGAAAUGAUAGGCACAUCCGAACAAUCAGAUAACAUGAUUACAUUACAAGGCCAAGCUUGUAAUGUAGAUGCAUUAGCAUGCUCCACUGGUCCAGCUGAUCCACGACCGUCAAGGAGAGGUCGUGGACGUAGACCAACCGUGACCUACAGACCCAGUCCAAGCUGCAAAGCUUUCUUCUGAGUGUGGCAUCCACAUCAGGAGCCGAAUGCAUGUUGCUACGCACUGGAAUGACUAUGACAAAAGCCCACUCAAACAUGUUAUUCCCCAUGCUAUUAAAGAUAUCGCGCUUAACUUUGAGAUGGAAAAGGAUGACAAGGUUGGGAAUGAUGUAUGCACAAAAGUAAUCCAGAAGGGUGUUCGACAACAACGCUACAGGCUAAAGAAGAAAUACUUCAAUGGUUAUACUGCUCAGGAAGCAUUAUCAAAUAAGCCAGCGAACAUCACUCAUGAGAAUUGGACCAGCCAUGUCAAUAAAUGGUCUGAUGAAAGAAACAAGGAAAUAUGUCAAAUGAAUAAGGAAAACCGAGAAGCUGUCAAGCAUCACCAAAAGACUGGAUCUAUGUCUUAUGUUGCCUUUUUCAGCAAACUUGAAAAAGACAAGUACAAUAAUCAGGACACAAGUCCCAUUGAGUUUUUCAAAGACACCCAUACAAACAGCAAGACUGGUAGCAUGAGCGAGCCGACACUUCUAGCUCAUAAUGCGAUGGAAAAGAAAAGGGAAACACAAUCAGAAGGUGAGUAGCUAGUAUCUGAUACAGCGAUUGUGGCUGAAGUUCUAAAGGAAGAAAGAGCCCAUAGCACCUUUCUUUCCAGCAUGGGGUAUGCAUCAAGAUCUGGGAGGUCUGGGAGCUCUCCCAGAUCCGAGUUUUAGAAGAAAGAAUUGAACAGAAGGAUAGAGAGGCAAGAGAUGCAAAUGACAGGCAUCGGGAGGAGUUAGCCGCAAGACUUGAAGCACAAGAGAGAGUAUUUUAAGAGAUACAAAAGAAACAUCAGGAAGAAUUGGAAGCUCUAAAGAAGAGCGAGCAAGAGAAGAAUGAAGCUUGUGUAAAGAAGCAAAAGGAGACGGAUAAUCUGCUAGAUUUUCUCUUGAGGGCACAAGCAACUCAGCAAGCAACUCAGCAAUCCCAGUCCAAACCAGAUGGUUCAUGAAUGCCAUCCUUACAUUGGAAUUAUAAAGAGAACAUAUGUGGUCUUUAGUUAAUAUUAGUUUUCAUCUUGUCUAUUGUCUGUGUCAAACUUGAGUCAGUUUUUUACUGUCACUUUUGUUUACAGAAUGAUUUGGCUGAGACGAUUUCAUAUAUAAUAUGAUUUGACUUUCAUAUCAA